GGACUGAUAUUUGUUGUAUUUCUGUCAUCUAUGCAUCUAAUUUUGUCUAUGAAAGACAGUCUUUGUGGAGCCAAAUAGCUGGGUUUGCUAGUUCUAUCACUCUUCCGUGGGCUAUUUUAGGAGAUUUUAACUGCUGUAGGUCUCCUGCUGAUAAGGCUGGAGGUUCGCUUUUACACUUGAGCAAACUGGGUGAGUUAAACAACUUUGUGUUUAAUUCGGCUGUUACUGAACUUGCUGCUAUUGGCCACUUCUAUACUUGGUUUAAUCAGAGAUUGGAUGCCCCUAUUCAUAUCAGACUUGAUAGAGUGUUUAUUAAUGAUGCCUGGCUAGCUGCCUUUCCUAAUUCUUACUACAUUGUGACGGACCCAGACAUUUCUGAUCAUUGCCCUCUUAUUCUACAAAUGGAUACUUUUACCUCCCAAAGGCACCGUUUUUUGUUUAAGAAUUAUUGGUGUAAAAUUCCUGCCUUUUGGGAUGAUGUUAUCAAUGUUUUUUCUUUACCUACCAGUGGCAGCCCGAUUUGUGAUUUUUAUCAUAAGCUUAAGGAACUUAAAAGUGUGAUUAAGCAAAGGACUUGGAGCUCUUCCAAUUUUCUGAAAGAAGAACUUGAAAGACUUGCUCAUUCUCAGUCUCAGAUCAUCUCCUCCCUACAAUCUGAUCCUCUUAACAAUUCUCUUAAUAUGGCCCUCAAAUCCAUUAAUGAGAAUCUUUCUAAUGGUAAAGCUAAGUUUGUUGAUUGGAUCUCUCAAAGAAGUAAAGCUCAUUGGCUUAGGGCGGGAGAAGAUGAUCUGAAAUUUCUGUACUCAAACAUUCAUAUUAGACAAAAUUCCAAUCUCAUUAGGGGCAUUGAGGUUAAUGGGACUAUUCUUUCUUCCAACCAGGACAUCAGCUCUACAUUCAUUAACCACUUCCAAUCUCUGUUUAACUCCACUGGUUCUUCACUUUUGUCCCAACUUCCG
This is a messenger RNA of Dendrobium catenatum, 959 nucleotides long. RefSeq lists its product as uncharacterized. Lineage: Eukaryota; Viridiplantae; Streptophyta; Magnoliopsida; Asparagales; Orchidaceae. The transcript has a single exon. The annotation marks the transcript as partial. The record is from RefSeq and is a predicted model, not a curated record.